Penicillium salamii is the source of this 408-nucleotide messenger RNA. Lineage: Eukaryota; Fungi; Ascomycota; Eurotiomycetes; Eurotiales; Aspergillaceae. The record is from the annotation of a GenBank genome assembly.
AUGUCCCAAUUUCUCAGCUACCUUCCCCCUUUCGAGGGUAUUCUGCCCAAAUGGCUUGUCUUCGUCUCUGUUGUAUCCGCCCUUAACAGCCUGCAAGCCUACUGCUCAACCCAAUAUACCUCCCAACUCUACAGCAAUGGCCAGGUUCCUGCCAGCCCACUGUCUGGCCGUGUCUUCGGAACCUGGACUUUCCUGUCCGCCGUCAUUCGCAUGACCGCCGCUUACAACAUGGACAACCCUGUCGCGUACAACUUGGCGAUUUGGACUUACGGAAUCGCGCUGACACACUUUGUCGGAGAACUGGUGGUUGGAAACGCUUCUCUCAAGGGCCGCUUCUUGAGUCCCUUGAUUGUCGCUUCGGCUUCGCUUGCUUGGAUGAUCACCCAGCGUGAGGCAUACCUCGCUUAA